GAUAUGAUUGCGGCCGGGAAUUAUCGUGAUGCUAUUGCUUGCGCCACGUUAUUUGAUUUCCAGUCACAUUUUACGCUUAACGAAUUGGUCAUCCCUUGCAUGCUGCAAGACCGUUUCGUUGCCGUGGAUGCGUUUAUCAAAGGCGAGAAGAAACUGCAGGAAGAGCUUGUGCGGUAUUUUGAUGGUUUGGAAUAUCGUCAGAAAAAAAUAAUGACAAUUCCGAUGGCGAAACUACAAAAAAAAGCUAUCGAAAAGCUCGUUGUUCGAUUACUAUCGGCGUAUAAUUUGACAGCUCAAGAUGUGGCACCAAAUUUGAGCCGAACAAGGCGCGAAGGCUCACUCAGACAUAUAACAUUCCUGUAUUUCGUGGAAAAUAGAAGCUCUUGA
Molecule: messenger RNA, 387 nt
Organism: Gongylonema pulchrum
Lineage: Eukaryota; Metazoa; Nematoda; Chromadorea; Rhabditida; Gongylonematidae
Source: the annotation of a GenBank genome assembly